Messenger RNA from Colletotrichum siamense, 1425 nucleotides. RefSeq names its product putative transcriptional regulatory protein. Gene Ontology annotation, biological process: DNA-templated transcription. Gene Ontology annotation, molecular function: zinc ion binding; DNA binding. Gene Ontology annotation, cellular component: nucleus. Bases 1 to 1425 code for a protein of 474 amino acids. Lineage: Eukaryota; Fungi; Ascomycota; Sordariomycetes; Glomerellales; Glomerellaceae. The transcript is spliced from 3 exons. The record is from RefSeq and is a predicted model, not a curated record.
AUGGACUUGUCCGGUGGAAUUCGGAAGCCUGUUAUCUUCACGGCAGUCCGGAAGCGGCCUUUCGGUCUCUCGCCCCGGCAAACGGCGCCGUUGCAGAAGUAUCAGAUUGUGGAGAAGAUGUUAGAGCCAUGGACAUCGACACUCAUCGAUCUAUACUUCCAAAAAGUCAACAUCUGCUUUCCGCUUCUGGAUGAAGUGUCCUUCAAGCACCAGUUUCAAACCGCUAGAGACAGGAUAUCACCGGCCUUGUUGUCAGUUCUCUAUGCUCACUCGAUGAUCUUUUGGAAGAACUGUCCAGACUUGCCAUCGGAGUAUUGCCCUGAUUCCCGGUUCAUAUGGAACCAAGCAACCGAGACGCUCUUCUCUGAGCUACAUAUUUCACCCGGGAUCUCCACAAUUAUUGCCAUCAUUCUCAAUGUCGGGGGCAGGCCAACCACUUCCAUGAUCAUGAACGAGAUCCAGCUCGGUGCUGCUGUUUCAUUGGCACAGUCGUUAGGUCUCAAUCGCGAUCCAACCGACUGGAAUAUCUCUAUCCCUGAGAAGUGUUUGAGAAUGAAGAUAUGGUGGGCCUUGGUGGUUCAUGAUAAAUGGCUAAGUCUGGCUUACGGCACACCGCCUCAAAUCAAACGCUUCCAGUAUGAUGUUCCAGAUCCCACACUGGAGUUUCUCACAAGUAAAGACGCAAGCGAUGCGCAAAACGGAGCUGCUUCAGUUUUCAUAGCUCUCGUUACCUUGACAGGCGUUCUCGACAAGUACCUCGAGUUCGUAUACGACCUCAACCAGGACCGUGACCAAGAUAACGGUCAGACGUCUCUCGGGCUAGAACUCAGUCUUGGCCAAUGGGAAGAUUCUCUGAGCGACGACGUGAGAAGAAUCAUUACCCGCGGCAACAACCUACACAUCCCCGGCGCGGCAAACCUCCGGCUAGCUUAUCUGUCGACCAAGCUUCUCCGGAGAAGAAUUGAGCUCGAUAUUGAGAAACAAGAGGACGCAGCCCUUGGCGACGCACUAACCAACCGGUACAUCCAAGUUCGCCGGGCUGCCGAGGAGAUCGUUCUUCUCGUCCAGGAGUUGGAAGAGAUCCACCUCAGCGACUUUUGGUUGCCCGUCAGCGCGUUCGCGUUCACCUCGGCCAUCACGUUCCUAUUACGAUGCGCGCUAGAAACAGAGAACACGGCGGCUGGCCUGGCUCAAAGCGCGUCUUUGAGGCUGGCGAACAAUUUGAUUGAUUCAUUACAGUCGCAUCAGCAGAAGUCGGGUUGGGACCUGGGAGACCUCUGUUUGGCGCAGUACGCCGAGGUUGUCGAGAAGUUGAUGACGGCGGACAGUCCCUCUGCGACUGUGCCGGAGUUUCAGCAGUUGAUGAUGUCGUCAGAAGUUCCGAUUAUUGAUGAGCUUUUCCCGAACUUGUGGGAUAUGUUUUGA